UCGCGGGACCUGGGAGUAGGCGGAAUAUUAAAUCGGAGACAGCCAAUCCGCAAUAGAGGAGCCUGAAAGCUGUGCUUGGUCCGUCUAUCUACAACAGAGCCUGUAUGGCGAUCCAGCAGUGACGUAGUUCAGGAAUCGGGCUCAUGGUACUGUAGGCAGCGCUGGAAGAAAAUGCAGCCAAUAGGAGAGUUGUGCGCAUGCGUUCCGGGGCAUCGUGACUGUUUGUUAGCGAUCGGGAAAGGUUCGGUUGUGGAUUCCGGAAAUCGAGAUAUUUUCGUGCGAAGCUUCUGCUGCUGCAAUAAACGUGUUGGUCCUUAUGUUCCAGAAGAUUAAAGCAUUCACUUAAUUUUACGCAGUACUCUUUCAAUGGCACAUAUCAGUAUCAACCAAUAUUUGCAGCAGGUACUAGAAUCUAUUGAUAGUAGAGAAGGAUUGUUUUGUGCAGAAUUAGUGUCAUUUAAACAUCCUCAUGUUGCAAAUCCAAGACUGCAGCUUUCAUCUCCAGAAGAAAAAUGUCAACAAGUGUUGGAACCACCUUAUGAUGAGAUGUUUGCUGCUCAUUUAAGAUGUACUUAUGCAGUUGCCAACCAUGAUUUUGUAGAAGCGUAUAAAUGCCAAACAGUUGUUGUACAAUCUUUCCUGAGAGCUUUUCAAGCACACAAAGAAGAAAACUGGGCUUUGCCUAUUAUGUAUGCAGUGGCACUUGAUCUUCGAAUUUUUGCCAACAGUGCUGAUCAACAACUGGCAAAGAAAGGCAAAGGCAAAGUUGGUGACAUGUUGGAAAAAGCAGCUGAACUUCUUAUGAGCUGUUUUCGUGUAUGUGCAAGCGACACUCGAGCCAGCAUUGACGAUUCAAAAAAGUGGGGCAUGUUAUUUCUGGUGAAUCAAUUAUUUAAAAUAUAUUUUAAGAUCAAUAAACUUCACCUGUGUAAACCAUUGAUAAGAGCAAUUGAUAGCUCAAACCUUAAGGAUGAAUAUAGCAUGGCACAAAGAGUAACAUACAGAUACUAUGUUGGAAGGAAGGCCAUGUUUGAUAGUGAUUUUAAACAAGCUGAAGAGUAUCUGUCUUUUGCCUUUGAGCACUGUCACCGGUCCAGUCAGAAAAAUAAAAGAAUGAUAUUGAUUUAUUUGCUGCCAGUGAAAAUGUUACUGGGGCAUAUGCCAAUGGUCCAGCUUUUAAAAAAAUAUGACCUCAUGCAAUUUGCAGAAGUUACAAAAGCUGUGAGUGAAGGGAACCUUCUUUUAUUAAACGAUGCUCUGGCAAAACAUGAGACAUUUUUCAUUCGCUGUGGUAUCUUUCUUAUUCUUGAGAAGUUGAAAAUCAUCACCUACAGAAAUCUCUUCAAGAAAGUAUACUUGUUACUUAAAACUCACCAGCUAGCUCUAGAUGCCUUUCUGGUUGCCCUGAAAUUCAUGAAAGUCACUGAUGUCGAUAUUGAUGAAGUCCAGUGCAUUUUGGCUAAUCUCAUUUACAUGGGUCACAUUAAGGGCUAUAUAUCACAUCAGCAUCAGAAGCUUGUCGUCAGCAAGCAAAAUCCUUUCCCUCCACUUUCUACUGUAUGCUGAACUGAGAUGGAGGAAUGUUGCUCCUGGACGGGAAUUACGGUUGGAGAAGCCCUCUUUAAAAAGUGGAACAGUCUUAUAUUUAGGACAACGCAAUGGAGAACUGGCAAGGACUUGUUGAAGAGAUGGCUGCAGCACAGAAGAGAACGAAUGGCUCCAUUACUUUCUUCCACUCAAAGGAAAUGAUUGCGGUCCCCUCUCUGUAAUCUUCAAAACCGCCUUCUGGAAGGCUGUUUUCAGAAUAGGUACAGAAUGAACUGUGUAUUGUUCCAGCAGAACUUUUUUGUGGCUUUUUCUUGAUAAAAAAUCCCAAUUUGAAUAAACAGCAUUAUAUUCUGUUGAUAACCUCUGGUGAACUCAGUGUUCAUAAUGUGAUGAUAAUGUUUUCAAUUUUAAUAUUGCUAUAUAUUUUUAAAAAAUGUAAUGACCGAAUGUGUUAUCUUUCAAAGUUUAAUUAAAUGUAGAAAAUGAAAAAUAAUAGUAAAAACAGAACCCAUUUUGGGAUGUUUUACAUUUUUAAAUUUACAAUUUAAGGGUACUUUCAGUGAGACUGGCUGCUAUGUUGUUAAUUUGACUUUAGCAUCUAUAAGCAAUGUAGGGCUUUUAUUAAGCAUAUCUUUAAGUAAUUAUCUGCAGUGCUAAUACAAUGAAUUUAGUUUA
This is a messenger RNA of Crotalus tigris (Tiger rattlesnake), 2223 nucleotides long. RefSeq names its product PCI domain containing 2 (gene PCID2). The record is from RefSeq and is a predicted model, not a curated record. Gene Ontology annotation, cellular component: transcription export complex 2. Gene Ontology annotation, biological process: poly(A)+ mRNA export from nucleus; post-transcriptional tethering of RNA polymerase II gene DNA at nuclear periphery; transcription elongation by RNA polymerase II. NCBI's taxonomy places the organism in Eukaryota, Metazoa, Chordata, Lepidosauria, Squamata, Viperidae. The transcript has 15 exons. Gene Ontology annotation, molecular function: double-stranded DNA binding; RNA binding. Bases 367 to 1566 code for a protein of 399 amino acids.